AUGGGUGAGAAGUUGAAGCCGUUGGUCAUUGGUAAAUCGGCUAACCCCAGGUGCUUCAAAGGGGUCAAUAAAACAGCGCUGGGCGUGCAGUACGAGGCCAAUAAGAAGGCGUGGAUGGUGUCGGAUCUGUUUCGUAGUUGGCUGAAGUCUUUAGACAGGAAGUUUGCUGCAGCGGGACGCAACAUCCUGAUGUUCAUCGACAACUGUCCGGCUCAUCCAACACUCGACCUUGAACAUGUUGAGUUAGUAUUCCUCCCCCCUAACACAACAUCGAGGCUGCAACCCAUGGAUGCAGGGAUAAUCCAAGCUAUGAAGCUGAGGUACAGAAGGCGCAUUGUGCAACACUUGUUGGCAAGAAUUGAUCAAGAAACACCUGCUUCAGAACUGGCCAAACAAGUGAACGUUCUGGAUGCCAUCAUGUGGCUUACAGCAUCAUGGAGUGAGGUGCAGCCCACAACAAUCCAGAAAUGCUUCAGCCAUUGUGGAUUUGCAGUAGAAGCACCCUCAUCAGAGUUGGAUGAACCUGAAUUUGACGAGCUCCCUGCUGCAGAGAGUGUCCUUGGAGAUCAGACAUUGUCGGAUUAUGCAGCAAUAGACAACGAGCUUGGAACAAACGAAACUCUGUCUGAUGAUUGGGAGAAUAGAAUCUUCCAAGAAGCACGGGGUGAGCCUGAUGAUCAUGAUGAUGCGGUCGAUGCCAGUGGGGAUGAGUGUGAUGCUGAAGAGUCCACUGAGGCCACAGAAGUCAGAGAAGUAUCCGGCAAAGAAGCAUUGUCCUGCAUCUCAACAUUGCAACAGUUUACGUUGCAGCGUGGCUUGUCUCCCAUGGCAAUGGAUGUAGAAAAACUUGGUGCCUUCGUGAACAAACUUGAAGCCCAGCGCAAAGAGAAGCUUCAACAGGGAACUCUUGACUCCUGGCUUCAGAAGUAG
Molecule: messenger RNA, 930 nt
Organism: Sycon ciliatum
Lineage: Eukaryota; Metazoa; Porifera; Calcarea; Leucosolenida; Sycettidae
Product: tigger transposable element-derived protein 4-like
Exons: 1
Coding region: 1-930 (309 amino acids)
Cellular component (GO): nucleus
Molecular function (GO): DNA binding
Source: RefSeq, a predicted model, not a curated record